Aspergillus niger is the source of this 891-nucleotide messenger RNA. RefSeq lists its product as uncharacterized. Gene Ontology annotation, biological process: mRNA splicing, via spliceosome. The record is from RefSeq and is a predicted model, not a curated record. NCBI's taxonomy places the organism in Eukaryota, Fungi, Ascomycota, Eurotiomycetes, Eurotiales, Aspergillaceae. Gene Ontology annotation, cellular component: precatalytic spliceosome. The coding region runs from base 1 to 891 and encodes 296 amino acids. Gene Ontology annotation, molecular function: RNA binding; zinc ion binding. The transcript is spliced from 2 exons.
AUGGCGGAGUAUUGGAAAUCAGCGCCCAAGUUUUGGUGCAAGCAAUGCAAGAUCUUCAUUCGCGAUACCGCCUUCGAAAAGUCUCAACAUGAGGCUACAGCCAAGCAUCAGGGUAAUCUAAAGCGCUUCCUUCGUGACAUCCAUCGGAACAAUGAGCAGCAACAGCGCGAAGCACAGAGAGCGAAAAAUGAGGUUGAGCGACUUCGCCAGACCGUAGCCGGGUCUGCGGGUGGAAAAGACGGGGAUGCUGCGCCCUGGAAACGUGCGCCCGCCCCGGCGCCCAAACCUCAGGAGCGACCUGUUUCUCUGGAAGAGAGAAAGCGACAAAUGGCACAAUUAGCGGAGAUGGGUAUCGCUAUUCCGGAAGAAUACCGCAGUGAGAUGGCCCUGGCCGGAGAAUGGCAGACACUGUCGGAGAAAGUCGUACAACCUUCGGAGGAAUCAAAAGCCAGUCAAUCACUAGGGGUACGCAAACGAAAGCAUGAAGAGCGGGAUGAGGAGGAAGAAGAGGCGAAACAGGAAGCCGAACGGUUCGUUAGUAAGGGCUGGGGCUCCCGGACACGAGUGUAUCCGGGUGCCCAAGAGGACACUGACCUCGAUGCUCUUUUGGAGUCGACGAAAGAUAUUAAAAAGGGUAAAUCUGCAGCUCCUGCGGAAUCGGCGCCGGAGCCAGAGCCUGAGAAGGCGUCGGAUUCCGUCAAGGGUCAGUUCCUGCCGGUCAAGUCGGAAGGGGAUGCAGCAGCUCCGGAGACCGGUGAGCCGUCUCAAGUCAAACAGGAGAGCGAGACUGCCCCCUCCGAGGCGGCUCCUGUGACAAAGGAGGAACUGGAAGAUGCCCCAGCUACUGGGGUUGUCUUUAAAAAGCGCAAGGCUAAGGUUAUGAGAAAGUAA